Molecule: messenger RNA, 1428 nt
Organism: Malassezia pachydermatis
Lineage: Eukaryota; Fungi; Basidiomycota; Malasseziomycetes; Malasseziales; Malasseziaceae
Product: actin-related protein
Exons: 3
Coding region: 1-1428 (475 amino acids)
Source: RefSeq, a predicted model, not a curated record
AUGUCGCGCGAGGCUCAUACACUGAUUCUCGUGCAUGAUGCGCAUCAUAUUUAUGCCGGCAUCGGGAUUCACGACCCGUUUGCGCGACCGGAUGUUGUGAUCGAUACGCGUGUAGGUCGACAGUGCGAUGGCACGUAUAUCACCUACGACCAAACAGUACACCCCACAGCGGUAAGUGAUGUGUUAUGGGAGUACCCGAUUGAGAAUGGCGUCGUGCGCGACUGGAAGGCCGUGGAGACAUUGUGGCGCUAUGUGCUGGAAACCAAACUUCAUAUCAAGCCAGCGGAAAACACAUACUAUCUCAUGCUCGCUCUCCCAUCGCCCGUGUCUCGCGAUGUGUACGAGGAAAGUGCACGUCUUCUUUUUGAGCAGUUCAAUGUGCCUGCGCUGUCCAUGAGCGAGAUUCCCCUUAUGGCAGCGUACGCGGUAGGUGUGCUCAAUGGUCUCAUGAUCGAUGUGGGCUUCAAUGAUACGCGUGUCAGCGCGGUGAGCGACUGCAUGGCCGUCCCUAGUGCCUCGUUGGUCACCAAGCUUGGCUUAAUUCACUGUGCGUGGUGGCUUGCGUACCUGCUCAAGCAAGAGACGGACGUCGUGCAGGCCGUGGAGCCUGUUGCGCGUGGCCAGUUGGAUGCAGCCCUGUGGGAAUUGGCCCAGGACCUGAUCGCGAACAAGCACGUGUAUGUAGACGCGGAGGCGGCGCCCGUGGUCGACGAGGACGAAGGCGUGUUGGACGUGGCGCAGGCCUUGGUCGAAGGGCGAGAGCACGAUGUCGUCGAAGAGCGGGAGCGACAGAAAAAGAUGCCGGCCAAGCCAGCUGCCGCGACGUCGACGUCAAAUGCCACUUCAUCAAGUGUCGUGACAGUGACCUUCCGUGACGUCGCUGUGCCGGUGGGCACGGUCCGAACGCGCUUCCAUGAGCCGCUUUUGCGGCCUGCGUUGCUGGACCGUGUAGUGCUGGAUGUGCCUAUGCCAUACUCUGUGCGUGAUGCGCAGCGUGCACGCCGUAUUGGCGGUGAGCCGGCGUGCCUCUCUAUCAGCGAUGCGGCCGCAUGGGCUGCCAACAAUGUCCACCCCAUGGAGCGAAGGCCAGCGUUGUGGGAGAACAUAAUUUUCACAGGUGAAGGCUCGAUGAUCAAAGGCCUGCCGAACGAGCUGAUGCAGAGUUUCUCGUCGCACAUGACGACCGAGUCAACGGAGCUCUCGCAGGUGAUCGGAGAGCCGCAUCCAUGGCAGCCGCACAAUGCACGUCUACUGCGCAUUCCCGACUACUUUUCGGCGUUCAAAGAGCGCAUGGACUUGGCGCCGUACCUGGGUGCUACGAUCUUUGCCAAGCUUGUGUUUGGUGACUUGUCGGGCCGCAACUAUAUCACGAAGAAGCAAUACAAUGAAGGCGGGCCUUCUGUCGCGUUCGCGAUGGGCAGUGUGUAG